Messenger RNA from Rhodamnia argentea, 1474 nucleotides. RefSeq names its product aspartic proteinase PCS1-like. Lineage: Eukaryota; Viridiplantae; Streptophyta; Magnoliopsida; Myrtales; Myrtaceae. The transcript is spliced from 2 exons. Gene Ontology annotation, molecular function: aspartic-type endopeptidase activity. The coding region runs from base 61 to 1431 and encodes 456 amino acids. Gene Ontology annotation, biological process: proteolysis. The record is from RefSeq and is a predicted model, not a curated record.
CCCAUCUCACUUGACCCCCCCCUCUCCCUCUCCCUCUCCCUCUCUUUCUCUCCGGACGCCAUGGCCGUGCGCAGAACAAGCUCCGUCGUCGCCAUCGCAGCCUUCUUCUUCUUGUUCUGCUUCUGCUCUGUUUCCCACUCGAAGCAAGAACAGAGCCACCAUCCCCUGAACAAGUCGUCCUCGUCCUCGUCCUUCUCUCUCUCUUUCCCUCUCAAAUCCCACGCUCUGCCCCACCACAAGCUCAAACCUCUCCGCUCAUCUCUCACCGCCGCUUCCGCCGUCGCCGUCAAGGCUCCUUUCAAGUACUCCAUGGUACCGGUCGUCUCCCUCCCCAUCGGGACUCCCCCGCAGACCCAGGACAUGAUUCUCGACACUGGGAGCCAGCUCUCCUGGAUCCAGUGCCACGACAAGGCCAAGAAGAAGUCGCCGUCUGCGGACGCGGCGGGGCAGCCCUCGUCGUCGACGACGACGUUCGACCCGUCUCUGUCCUCCUCCUUCUCGGUCCUCCCCUGCAACCACCCGCUCUGCAAGCCGCGGACCCCCGACUUCUCCCUCCCGACGUCUUGCGACCAGAACCGGCUCUGCCACUACUCCUACUUCUACGCCGACGGCACCCUCGCCGAGGGUAAUCUCGUCCGCGAGAAGUUCACCUUCUCCAGGACCCAGAUCACCGCUCCCCUCAUCCUGGGCUGCGCCACCAGCUCCGGCGACGACAAGGGCAUUCUCGGGAUGAACCUGGGCCGGCUCUCGUUCCCCUCGCAGGCCAAGGUGUCCAAGUUCUCGUACUGCGUGCCCGCCCGGGCCGCCCGAUAUGGACCGUCCCCGACCGGGUCGCUUUACCUCGGCGACAACCCGAACUCGGGGACCUUCCAGUACGUCGCCCUCAUGACCUUCUUCCAGGGUCAAAGUCAACGGAUGCCGAACCUGGACCCGCUUGCCUACACGGUGCCAAUGCAGGGUAUCAGGAUCGGGAGCCGGCGCCUCAGCAUACCUCCGACGGUUUUCCGGCCCGACACGGGUGGGUCGGGCCAGACCAUGAUCGACUCGGGCUCCGAGUUCACCUACCUGGUCGAUGAGGCCUACGACAAGGUGAGAGAGGAAGUGGUGAGGCUCGUGGGACCGCGGAUGAAGAAGGGGUACGUGUACGGCGGCAUGGCCGACAUGUGCUUCGACGGUGAUGCCGCCGCGAUCGGGCGGUCCAUAGGCGACAUGGCCUUCGAGUUCGAGAAGGGAGCGGAGAUCGUGGUGGCCAAGGAGAAGGUCCUGGCCGAGGUGGACGGCGGGGUACACUGCGUGGCCAUCGGGCGGUCCAGCAUGCUCAGCGCCGCAAGCAACAUCAUAGGCAACUUCCACCAGCAGGACCUGUGGGUCGAGUUCGACCUGGCCAACCACCGGGUCGGCUUCGGCAGGGCUGAUUGCAGCAGAUCGUAGGGCACCCAGGAGCCUCGACGGCAACUUUUAUGCCUCCUCCGAC